Messenger RNA from Mugil cephalus (flathead mullet), 2383 nucleotides. RefSeq lists its product as uncharacterized. The coding region runs from base 453 to 1214 and encodes 253 amino acids. The record is from RefSeq and is a predicted model, not a curated record. The transcript is spliced from 5 exons. NCBI's taxonomy places the organism in Eukaryota, Metazoa, Chordata, Actinopteri, Mugiliformes, Mugilidae.
GUGUGUGUGUGUGUGUGUGUGUGUGUGUGUGUGUGUGUGUGUGUGUGAGCGUGUGAGAGGAACAUACUGGGUGAGGUGUUGCAGCUCUGUGGGUUUGUCUCUGUGGCAUAAAAGGAGCGUUUCCAGAAUAUGACGGAGCGGCACACGAGGGCGGGGUCUGUGGUCCGCACCGGCCAAUGCGGAGCCCGGGUGGCGCUGUCAAACACAGCUGAUCGAUGAGUCAGGGGGACAGACGCCGAAAAGGUCACACUUGUUGCUGAGCAGGAGCGGCUAUCGUCAGCUGACCGCGCGGCUCGGAUCCAUCCUGCACCGUGUGCGCCCCCGAGAGCGGUCCGCGAACGCAACAAGGAGUCCUCAGCCCCCCGAUUCGGAACCCGGACCCGGAUCCCUCCAGGAGCUGCUUCCUCCUCAAACCUCCUCAUCCUCUUAGGUUUCCAGGAAACACUGGUUUGAUGUCUGCGUCAGCCCCGUAUCCAUGGCCGUGUGGACGCAUCAGUCUGCUGGGUGGACUCCUCCUCCUCCUCCUGGCCUCCUCCCCGAUCCUCGCUGCAGGCAGACUGAGCAACUGCUCCCACCCUCUGGUGCCGGAGCACGGAGGUUUCCGCUGUGACCCGUCGCCGUGCCGAGGCUUCCCUCAGAGGAGCUCCAUCCGUUUCUUCUGCGAGCCCGGGUACCACAUCAGCAGCAAGGUCCCCGUCUCCAGGUGUCGGCACGGGAGGUGGACGCCUCCGAUACCUUACUGCCUCACCAUCAGAGACGGCCCCAACAUGAAAUCCGACGACAGCCUGAACGACUCGAUGCCCAGCAUGGCCACGACGGCGGUGGGCGUGUCCAUCUUCCUUCUCACCACCACUGCCUGCUUGGUCAUCAAGUCCCGCCUCUACCCCUGUCAAUCACACAGCCGUCGCUCCUCGGACCAGCUGGACCUGAUGGUGGACGGACUCCCCGUGUCCCUGCCGUCCUACGAGGAGGCCGUGUACGGGAGCUGGGGCCAGCGCAUCCCAGCGUGCUCGGCCCCCGGACCCACGCAGCUCCUCCUGGCCCAGGAGGCCCCCGGCUACCAGCCUCCACCGGACGGCAGCCACCGGCCCCUCCUGUCCGGACAGAGCCCCGACAACCCGCCGCCGCCUUACGAGGAGGUCCAGUCCUCCCGUCCCAGGGACAGGGCGAGCGGCAGGCAGCUGCACUCCGUCUCAGACGACAAGGACACUUGAUCGUGGGGGGGGGGGGGUUUCACGGCACACACCGAAGUUUGACAGUUGAUUACUGCAGCGUUUACUCUGCAGAUAAACGGGGACUGACAGCAGACUCCUGUACUGCCUGCACUUUUCCUGGUUUGCUGCAGCUCACCAGCAUCAGGACCUCUCACAUGCUAUUUUAGACAAAGCUGAUAAGUUCUGAAUUGGCUGGUUUGGUCACAAACGCUUGACAAACCGAUCAGGACUGGAGCACAUUUAGAAAAGAGAAGCUGAUUGUAUAGUGUAUUUGUGUGAAUGUGUGCGUCUCUGCUGCUGAGAUGCGGCCUUGUGUUCACGACGACGCGUCUUAAAUGUUCGGGACCGUGAGCUUUUUCACAGCAGUGAUGCGAUUGUGCGACUGUGUGUGUGUGUGUGUGUGUGAGUGUUUUCAGUGUCGUUCUGGAGACGUUGUUCAUCCUUCCCGUCAGUGACGGGUGUUUGAUCCAGGCUUCGUUCGUGAAGUCAGCAUCACGCUGUUACAGUAAACCUGUGUGUUUCCAUGGCGACCGUCUCCGUACCGCUUGUGUCCGAGGCGUUUUGUCUCCGAGAAUGCGAUGAGACUGUGGAGCGCAGGCUGUUGAUCUGAAGCCAGCGAUGGGACGCACAGACGCUCGGGCGACUUCGUCACAGCAACAGCUUGUUGGGAUGUUAAUUUAAAUAAAUAAAUAAAUGAAUUAAAUGUUCAUGUUUUGUACAGCAGAUAUUUAAAGAGACACUGCGUGGAAACCAGACUCUCAGGUCUCUACGAGUGUUUCUCAUGUGUUCAUUCAGUGGUGAGUGAAGUAAAAAAAAAAAAUUAUUUAAUGUUUUAAUUAAUUUAAAUCAAUCUUUCUGUUUACUGAUUGAAAUGAAAAGUAAAUCAGAGGAGACACACGAACACUUUAAUCAAGAUGAUCAUCAACGAGUUUUCAUUCCACAGCGUAACAGAGAAUAAUGAUCUGGUUCCUCUCGGUCUCUGAGCGACCGACGCCUUCACAGACCUUGAAUGUAUUUUAUUUCCUAUUUUAUGAUACAGUAUAUAUAUAUAUAUAAAUAUAUAUAUGAAAAGCUAAAGUAUUAAAUCGAUUGUGAUAUUUACAGAAUGAUUAUUUGUACAUUGCACAGAAUUAUAUGAUCAAUAAAUGUCGAGGUGUUUCUUUGUUUGA